AUGGGUAGAAAAAAAGUUACAACUUAUCAAAAGUUGAAGGUCCUAACGCUUUUACAAGCUGGUUUUUCAUAUGAAAAUAUUCGAAAUCAGCUUGGUGUUUCAAAUGGUUGUAUCAGCAACAUCUCAAAAAAAGACAAAUUAAAACUACCAUUAGAAAAUCGUCCAGGGCAAGGUCGAAAAAAGUUGACAACUUUUAAAGAAGAUCGUUAUUUAUUAAAUUUAAUGAAGAAGGAUCGUCGAAAAAGUAGUCGACAAUUAGCAUCUGACUGGAAUUCAUCACAUGAAAAAUCAAUUAGUGCACGAACGAAGUCUUUUGUACGUCGUCUUUCAUCAGAAUCUGAUAAACCAUUUAAUUUUCAACCACGUAUUCAAGGUGGUGGCGGAUCAAUUAGUGUUCGGGGAAUUAUGACAGCCAAAGGAGGUGGUCCUCUUGUCUUUUAUGAUGGUCGUAUGAAUGGUCCAACCUACAUUAGUAUUAUUGAACUCGUUUUAUUACCAUUUAUUGAAAAAAAUUUCGAUCGAGAUGUUACCUAUUGGCCAGCCGUAUCACCGGAUUUUAAUGUUAUCGAAAACUUAUGGGAUAUAAUUGACAAUAAACUCAACAACUAUCGACUGAACAAUGUUAAUGAUCUUCAACAAGCUAUUCUGGAAAUAUGGACACAAAUAUCAAAUGAAACAUGCGAAACUUUAGUUCGAUCAAUGCCACGGCGCAUUAAAAAAUGUUUUUGUGUAAAAGGAAAUACUUCAGCAAAAUACUGA
This is a messenger RNA of Rotaria socialis, 759 nucleotides long. The record is from the annotation of a GenBank genome assembly. NCBI's taxonomy places the organism in Eukaryota, Metazoa, Rotifera, Eurotatoria, Philodinida, Philodinidae.